This is a messenger RNA of Entelurus aequoreus (snake pipefish), 2333 nucleotides long. RefSeq names its product neurofilament medium polypeptide-like. Bases 31 to 2274 code for a protein of 747 amino acids. Gene Ontology annotation, biological process: neurofilament bundle assembly. The transcript is spliced from 4 exons. Gene Ontology annotation, cellular component: cytoplasm; intermediate filament; axon. Gene Ontology annotation, molecular function: structural constituent of cytoskeleton. Lineage: Eukaryota; Metazoa; Chordata; Actinopteri; Syngnathiformes; Syngnathidae. The record is from RefSeq and is a predicted model, not a curated record.
CCCCUCCUGCUGCAGUCCCCACUCCCCACUAUGAGUUUCACGGUCGAAAGCCACUUAUUCGGCCCGAGCGGGCUCCGCAAGACUCGGCCAGCCUCGGUGACCUCCAGCGGCUUCCACUCUCAGCGCCGCCGCCUCGCCCACAGCCAGCCGUCCUCCGCGGACAGCCUGGACGCCUUCACCGGGGACAUGUCUCGCAGGAGCGAGAAGGAGAUUCUGCAGGCGCUCAACGACCGCUUCGCCGGCUACAUCGACAAGGUGCGCAGCCUGGAGAUGCACAACCGCAACCUGGAGGCAGAAGCGGAGGCGCUGCGGCAGAGCCAGAGCGGGCGCGCCUCGGUCGGGGAGUACUACGAGCGGGAGCUGGACGAGCUCCGGGGUCUCGUUCGGCAGCUGAGCGGGGAGAAGGGUCGCGCCGCUGUGGAGUCCGAGCGCCUGGAGGAGGACGUCCAGCAACUGGGGGCGAGACUGGAGGAGGAGGCGCGCAGCCGAGAGGAGCUUGAGUCUGCAGCGCGGGCCAUGAAGAGGUACGUGGACGAGUGCCAGCUGGGACGGCUGGAGUUGGACAAGAAGAUCCAAGCCUUGGACGAGGAGGCCGCCUUCCUCAAGAAGAACCACGAGGAGGAGGUGGUGGAGCUCCUGGCGCAGAUUCAGGGCGGGCAGGUGACCUUUGACCUGAGGGAUGCGGUCAAGGUGGACGUGACGGCGGCCCUGCGGGAGAUCCGAGCCCAGCUUGACUGUCACGCUGCCAAGACGGUCACGCAGGCUGAGGACACUUUCAAAGUGCGCCUGGAACGUCUGACAGAGGCCGCCAAGUCCAAUCAGGAUGCCAUCCGUGGGUCCCAAGAUGACAUCUUAGAAUACCGUCGUCAGCUCCAGAGCCGCACCAUCGAGCUGGAGACUCUCAGAGGAACAAAGGAGUCUCUGGAGAGGCAGCGUAUGGAGUGUGAGGACAGACACCAGGACGACCUCAGCUCACUACAGGACACGAUCAAUCAUCUGGAUUUAGAGCUGAAAAACACAAAAUGGGAGAUGGCCAGUCAACUAAAGGACUACCAGGAACUACUGAAUGUGAAGAUGGCUUUAGAUAUUGAGAUAGCUGCUUACAGGAAGUUACUAGAGGGAGAAGAGAGCCGCCUUGUGUCUGGAGGAAGCCCCUAUUUCUACCCAGACAACAGAAUUGUAGCUCAUUUGAAAGUGAAAGAAGAUAAAGUGAUUGUGCAAGAGCAGACAGAUGAGACCCAAGUGACAGAAGUGACGGAAGAAGCAGAAGAAGAACAGGAGGAAGAAGGCGAGGAAACCAAAGAAGAGAACGAGAAGAAACAAGAAGAAGCAGAAGAAGGAAAUGAGCAAGAUGAGAAGUCAAAUUCACCGGAGAAAGUUCCAUCUCCUGCUUCAAAUACUCCUCAAAAGCCAAAAUCCCCAGUAAAUAAUACACCUGAAAAGUCACCAGAAUCAAAAUCCCCUCCCAGCAAAUCCCCACGUCCUAAAUCUCCUCUUCCUAAGACGGCUGAACCUCCAGAGAAGGAGAUCAAGCCUGCUGCCCCAAAAGAGGACGAAAAAGACACGCCUCCGCCUGUAAAAGAGGAAAAUAAGGAACAACCAGUAGUAGAGAAGAAGCAGGACAACAAAGAGAAAGAAACAGAUAAUAAAAAGGACAACAAUGACAAACCUGAUGUCAAAAAAGAGACUGAAGUAGUUAAGGAGGAGGAAAAACCAGAACCUACAAAGCUAGCUGACAACAAACCUCAUCCCAAAACUAAAGAGGAGCCUGGUGCACCAGCCAAGGAUAAAGCCUCUGCUCCGAAAUCAGAGGGCAAGGAGGAGAAACCAGAGAAGCCAGAUGAGAAACAGCAAGAAAAGAAGCCAGAGGAGAAGAAGCCUGAAGAGAAGAAGCCCGAGGAGAAAACACCAGAGAAACCGGACGAGAAGAAGCCGGACGAGAAGAAGCCGGACGAGAAGAAGCCGGACAAGAAGCCCGACGAGAAGAAGCCGGACGAGAAGAAGCCGGACGAGAAGAAGCCGGACGAGAAGAAGCCGGACGAGAAGAAGCCCGACGAGAAGAAGCCCGACGAGAAGAAGCCCGACGAGAAGAAGCCAGAGGAAAAGAAGCCUACACCCAAAGUUGAACCUGAGAAAGCAGAGAGCAAGAAGCCUGAGGAGAAAAAGGAAAGCAGUAAAGCAGUAUCUGGGAGUAACAAUGAAGAGAAGACAGACAAAGUGGAGAAAUCUUUGGGCAAUGAGUCUAAAGAAAGCGAGGAGAAGGCCAUGAAGUGAAGUUGCACAAACAACUCAUGAGGGUGGGAGGUGAAAUUAAAGAUCAUACAUUAUUUUUA